Messenger RNA from Pochonia chlamydosporia 170, 1722 nucleotides. RefSeq names its product multidrug resistance protein. The transcript is spliced from 3 exons. Lineage: Eukaryota; Fungi; Ascomycota; Sordariomycetes; Hypocreales; Clavicipitaceae. Gene Ontology annotation, molecular function: polyamine transmembrane transporter activity. Gene Ontology annotation, biological process: transmembrane transport; intracellular polyamine homeostasis. Bases 1 to 1722 code for a protein of 573 amino acids. The record is from RefSeq and is a predicted model, not a curated record.
AUGUCCGCGGACACGGAAGGAGAGAAAGCACAACCACAACCACAACCACAGCGGUGUCUCAAUGAAAUAGAGCGCCCAGCGUCUCCGGUCUCUGUUGAAACCACUGAAACAGAAACAGUUCAUGACAUUGAAAAGGGCCUACCCGGAGAUGCUGCCGUCCCAUCGGUCAGCACCUCCGGCGAACCUACCGGGGCCGAGGCUCCGCCCGGUCUCACAGCCUCCCGGAGCUCAUCCCGACCAUCAUCAACUCGCUCACGGGCCGUGACAAUUGUACCACGGUCCCAGAGAAGAGGACUCUUUGCAAGAAUUGCCAUUACUCCAGAGGUCGAAAGACCAUACGAGUAUAAAAAUUCAACAAAAUGGGGCAUCACGGCAACGAUAGCAUUGGCAACGCUCGCCGCUCCGAUGGGCUCAUCCAUCUUUUACCCUGCACUCCACGGCCUAACCCUGGAAUUCAAAACAACCUCUACGAUAGUGAACCUGUCCGUAGCACUCUACAUGCUCUCCAUGGCCAUCUUCCCACUAUGGUGGUCCUCUUUCUCAGAGGAAUUCGGCCGCCGCACAAUCUACCUCAUCUCCUUUAUGCUUUUCGUCAUCUUCUCCAUUCUCUGCGCCGUCAGCCAAAACAUCGCCAUGCUAAUUGUAUUCCGCGUCCUAACCGGCGGCGCAUCCGCCAGCGUUCAGGCCGUCGGCGCCGGAACCAUAGCCGACAUAUGGGAGAGUUUUGAGCGCGGCCGCGCCAUGAGCAUGUUUUACCUAGGACCGUUGCUGGGACCCAUUAUCGCGCCUAUACUGGGUGGUGUGUUGUCACAGAAUCUAGGCUGGCGGGCGUGCAUGUACUUUCUCGCAAUUUACGGUGCCUGCGUGCUGGUUAUGCUGCUUCUGUUUCUGCCCGAGACGCUUGCUAAGCGGAAGAAUGAGGCAAGAGAUCCGCAAACUCUACAGCGCAUGUCGACGCGGGAGUCUGCAAAGGUCCACUCCAAGCGUGUUGCCAAGGGGUUAAAGAGGUUUCUUGUCGAUCCGUUGGCCGUGUUGCUGUUUCUGAGAUUCCCGCCUGUGCUCAUCACAGUUUGUCUGGCAGCUAUUGCGUUUGGGGCUCUUUUCGUGGCGAAUAUAUCCAUCCAGCAGGAGUUUGGAAAGGAGCCCUAUCACUUUAAGCAAAUUAUCGUGGGAUUAUUAUACUUUCCCCCUGGGAUAGGUUACUUCUUGGCGUCCUUCUUCGGCGGCAAAUGGAUCGAUAACAUUAUGGCCCGGGAGGCACGGAAAGCGAACCGGUACGACGAGCACGGCAAACUCAUUCUUUUGCCGGAGGAUCGCAUGCGGGAAAACAUGUGGAUUGCGAACACAGUCUACCCGUGUGGACUGCUUCUCUUCGGAUGGACUCUCAACUACGGUAUAUUCUGGUUUGUGCCGUCCAUCGGCUCCUUUUUAUUCGGCAUUUCAUCGAUGCUAGUGUUUAGCGCCGCAACAACCAUGCUCACCGAGUUCGUCCGCAAACGAAGCUCCGCCGGCGUAGCUGUAAACAACUUUGUCCGCAACAUCCUCAGCUGCGUGGGCACGAUUGUUGCGGCGCCGUGGAUCGAUGCCAUUGGCGUGGGAUACGUCAUGACCACGGUGGCGUGCUUUUGCAUCGUGGCCGGGUAUUUUGGCAUAUGGUCGUUGAGGAGGAAUGCACCCAGAUGGAGGAAGGCUAUGGAUAGGGCAUUGAAUGACUUGCAGUGA